CUGCCACCACAGCUCUGCUGGGAGGACUGCUGCACCCUUUGCCCUACUCUCCAAAGCACUCUGCUGCCUGGGUGUGCCUCUUGUUUGCCUCGGAGCAGCAGCCCGGAGAAGGCAACGGGCAAAAUGGCGUGGGGGCUGCUGCUCCCGCUGCUGCUUCUUGCUGCCUGGGCCCCCCCCUUGGCAGCCCAAGGGGAGAAUCCCACCCCACUGGAAGUGCUUAUCAAGAAUGGGAGACUCCGGGGCCGGCAGAUCAAAGUCAGCGGCGCUGAGAGAAACGUAGACGUUUUCCUUGGAGUUCCGUAUGCAAAGCCACCCCUCGGACCUUUGCGGUUCUCCCCACCACAGCCAGCUGAACCAUGGAACGGUGUCAGAGAUGCAACGUCGUACUCUCCCAUUUGUCUGCAGGAUCCAGAGAUUGGGCAAGCUCUGUCAGAUGGUUUUACUAACAAAACGGAAAAUGUCUCCUUGGAAAUUUCUGAGGACUGUUUGUAUUUAAACAUCUACUCACCAGCCCACUCCGACAAGAAAGCUAAGUUACCGGUGAUGGUUUGGAUCCAUGGAGGAGGCUUAUUGAUCGGUGCUGCAUUGAUAUACGACGGGUCUGUGCUAGCAGCUUUUGAAGAUGUAGUGGUGGUAACCAUUCAGUACCGCCUGGGCAUCCUUGGCUUUUUAAGCACAGGUGAUGAAGCCGCUCGUGGAAACUGGGGCCUCCUGGAUCAAGUGGCAGCUCUCCAGUGGGUCCAAGAGAACAUUGCACACUUUGGAGGAGAUCCCGGAUCAGUCACUAUAUUUGGAGAGUCUGCUGGUGGAUUCUGCACUUCUGCCCAUGUCUUAUCCCCGCUCUCCAAGGGCUUGUUUCACAGAGCCAUCUCUGAAAGUGGCGUCGCUGUCAUGGAGGCUCUCUUAGAUGCUCAUCCAGGAAAACUGGCUAAGGACAUUGCUCAGGCUGCUGACUGCCAGCCCUCCAGUUCGCUCCAGAUGGUUCAGUGUCUCAGAGGGAAGACGGAGGACGAGAUCCUGCAGGCGACUCUCAAGAUGGAUUUUACCAAGUUUUAUCUAGACAGCGACGAAAAGCACAUCGUGUUUUUCCCUGCAGUUGUCGAUGGCAUGUUUUUUCCAGAAGCCCCCAAAGACCUUUUGGCAGAGAGAAGGAUCAAUAAUGUCCCCUACAUCAUAGGCGUCAAUAACCACGAAUGGGGCUGGAUUGUUCCUACUGUGCUACAGUUUCCGGAUGUCAAGAAGGGCUUGGAGAGAGAGACAGUCAACUCUGUGAUACGCAGCUCAGAGCAACUCACGGGUGUUGCUCGUGGAGAUGCUCACAUCAUUGCCAGUGAAUAUCUGCAGGAUGACAUGGGUCCUCUGCAACUCAGAGACCAGCUUCUGGAUUUGCUGGGAGACGCAACCUUUGUUGCUCCUGCCAUUCACACAGCUAAACUCCACAGAGAUGCCGGCUGCCCAGCCUAUGUGUAUGAAUUUCAGCACCCGCCGAGUUCAGCCAGAGGCCUCAGACCAGAUUUUGUUAAAGCAGACCAUGGGGACGAGAUUGGCUAUGUCUUUGGGAACGUCUUCUUAGACAGUGCUUCUGAUGAAGAGAAACAACUUAGCAGAACUGUGAUGAAGUACUGGGCUAAUUUUGCUCGCAAUGGGAACCCCAACAGUGACGGCCUGGUCAGCUGGCCCACAUUCGGCCAGCAGGAGCAAUAUCUGGAAAUCAACUUGCAGCAAAAGGUAGCAAAGAAACUGAAAGAGAAACGAGUUGCCUUCUGGACCAAGAGUCUGCCUGAAAAAAUACAGGAAAGUAAAAGACGGCGCACUGAGUUAUAAGUCCUCAACAACAUCAAGAUCCCUUUUUGCUGCUAUAAAAUGGGGGGGGGGAUUGUUUCACUUCAGUGGAAGUGGGAAAUUGUCAUCUAGGACUGCCUAGUUGUAAUGCCGAAAUGAUGGCAGUUGUGGUCAACCACAUUCAAAAAUGGACCAAUCUUCAGAGAGGCCAAGCUGCCUCUUUCAUUCUGUUCUCUGCCUUCCGCGGGAUCUGCAUGUGUCAAAGAGUCCCAGAGACAGAUUCUGAUAACUGCUGGUGUUUGUGAUUUCAAAGGGAGCAUUUUUAUUGCUUUUCUAACUCGAUAUGCAUCUGUAUAACCUAA
Molecule: messenger RNA, 2144 nt
Organism: Hemicordylus capensis (graceful crag lizard)
Lineage: Eukaryota; Metazoa; Chordata; Lepidosauria; Squamata; Cordylidae
Product: fatty acyl-CoA hydrolase precursor, medium chain-like
Exons: 14
Coding region: 124-1824 (566 amino acids)
Source: RefSeq, a predicted model, not a curated record